AUGAAGUUCAUCACACUCCUCGCCGGCCUCCUGGCCGCUGUGACCCAGAUCCAGGCCGCAUCCGUUAUUGCCCACUUCAUGCUUAUUAACACCAAGAACUACACCAUGAGCGACUUCGAGGACGACUUCAAGCUCGCCAAAGAUGCUCACAUCGACGCCUUCGCCCUCAACAUGGGCAUGACGGACCCUCACACCCCGGAGGCCCUCGAAGUAGCCUUCACCGCCGCCAAGAAAGUCGGCUUCCAUCUCCUAUUCUCCUUCGACUACAAGGGCGGCGAGCACGGAGGCGCGGCCUGGCCCAAGGAGACCAUCCUCGACAUGGCGGAUAAGUACUUCAAGCGCGAGGAAUACCUCAAGUACGGCGGCAAGCCCGUCGCGUCGACCUUCGAAGGCACUGAAAACGCCGAGGAUUGGAUCGAGCUUAAGCAAAAGACGAACGCGUUCUUCAUCCCCGACUGGUCCUCCGUCGCCCCUGAAGAAGCCCUCACUCUCGCCGGAGGCGUCGCCGACGGCUUGUUCAGCUGGAACGCCUGGCCUGUCGGAGACCAGAACAUGAAUACCAAGAGCGAUGCUGCCUACAAGUGGGCGUUGAAGGGCAAGCCUUACAUGAUGCCCGUCUCGCCGUGGUUCUACACCAACCUCCCUGGGUACAAGAAGAACUGGGUUUGGCGUGGUGACGAUCUCUGGUACGAUCGCUGGGCUCAGGUGUUGGAUAUCAAGCCAGAGUUCGUCCAGAUCAUCUCUUGGAACGACUACGGCGAGUCGCACCACAUCGGCCCCGUCCGUUCCAACGCCCUCGAAGCGUUCCAGGUCGGAGAGGCGCCCUUCAACUAUGCCCUGGACCACCCCCACGAUGGCUGGCGUCACUUCCUGCCAUACCUCAUCGACACAUACAAGGGCGCCAUCGCAGCAGACAUCAAACAGGAGGGUCUGAUGGCAUGGUACCGUGGCUCACCCGCCCUCGCUUGCGCCGACGGAGGGACCGUUGGCAACUCCGAGAGCCAGUCGCAGCGCACCUUUGCCGUCUCCCACGUCGUCCAGGAUAAAAUCUUCUUCUCCGCCCUCCUCACAUCCUGGGCGGACGUAACCGUCACCGUCAACGGAAAGACCCAAAAGGCCAACUGGACAUCCACGCCCGACGACUACAAGGGCGUCUUCCACGGCAGCGUACCCUUCGUUGGGGGAGGCGACGUCGAGAUCAUCAUGUACAAGUACAGUACCGAGAUCGCCAGGAUCCAGGGCAAGAAGAUCCUGACGGACUGCGUCAACGGCCUGACAAAUUGGAACGCCUGGGUUGGGAGCACCAACGCUCUCCACGUCGACGACCCUAACCCCACGCCGACUCAGACUGGCGAUGGACCCAGAAGCACUGCCAGCGAUAACGACGGCGGCGGCGAUGAAUCUGCCGCCACGUCUUUGAGUCUCAGCCGCGGGGUGGUCUGUUCGAUUGCUGCUCUUGUUAGCAUGGCCAUCGCCGGUGCGAUAUGA
Colletotrichum karsti is the source of this 1488-nucleotide messenger RNA. Its product is annotated as glycosyl hydrolase family 71. Gene Ontology annotation, molecular function: glucan endo-1,3-alpha-glucosidase activity. The transcript has 3 exons. Gene Ontology annotation, biological process: mating projection tip cell wall disassembly. Lineage: Eukaryota; Fungi; Ascomycota; Sordariomycetes; Glomerellales; Glomerellaceae. The record is from RefSeq and is a predicted model, not a curated record. The coding region runs from base 1 to 1488 and encodes 495 amino acids.